AUGGCCACAACAACAACCUCAACUUCCACCACCCUCCGCACUCGCAAGUCCUUCGGUCGCAUUCUGCGCAGACCUGUCGCUCCCUCUGCGUCUACUCCCGAUCUCAACGCCGCCUUUACCGCUCAUUCUAGGCUGUCGGCAGCCUUGUCGCGCAAGACGUCGCUCGCUGCCCUCACCCCUAGCACCCUCGCCAGUAUCCCCGAUGUUAGCGAAACCUAUGCUCUAGACUCCGUCCUCAGCGAUCCCACCAUGAUUCCCGCCACCCCCGGCCGGCCUGCCUCUGCUGACGACGUUGUCGUCGGCGACAGCGUUGAGGUCCCUGGUGGUCUCCGAGGCACCGUACGCUUUGUCGGCACUGUCCAGGGGAAGAAGGGCCAGUUCGUCGGCAUCGAAUUGAAUCGCGAGUUUGCACCCCGCGGCAAAAACAACGGAGAUGUCGAUGGCAUAUCCUACUUCAACACCAGCGUUCCCGGCUCUGGCAUUUUCGUCCCCGUCUCAAAGGCGGUUCGACGCGAGUCGCCCAGUCAUGCGGCCUACCCUGCGACGCCAACACCAGCCGCGAACCGGCGAGGUCCCGGCCAGAGCUCGGGGUAUACGCCACCGAUGCCAGCCUUGCCCAAGCUAGGUGCAUCGAUCGGACCUGGUGCCAGGGCGCCGAGUCCCCAGUCCAAGUCGCGCCCUCGAAUGUCGCUCCCGCGACCCGAGUCGCCCCUCCGCCGAACUCAGAUGACCCCAGCACCCCGACCCUCCAUACCAUCUCCUUCCAAGAUCGUACGGCAGGCCAGCCCAGUCAAUCGAUUUGCUCAGAGUGUCCGGGGCACCGCAGGAGACCCGAGCAAAAAGCUUGGACGGCUAGAUCACAGCUUGAACAUAGGCCAGCGUAGCAAUUCUGCCAUGGGUGGCGGUGCCGUCAUGGAUUUUGAUGAUGACCCUGCGCCACUGGUGCAACGCGCCGCCAGACAGCCCGGACUGUCCACGUCCGCCUCGGCCUUUAACCUGCGACGACCGUCUUCGCGUGCAAACAACGCCAACGAAGAAGAAAUCGAGCGCCUAAAGAGCCAGCUAGAGGAUAGGGACAGUCAACUAAAGGAACAGGCCAGCACCCUCGCCGAGAUGGAGAGUAGCCUAGUUGAGCUGCAGUCCCUGAUCGAUCAGUCGGACGGCCCGAGACACCUGAGAAAUAGCAUGGAUGACAAGGACUCUGCUCAGCUUCGCCUGAUGCUGCGCGAGAAGACGGAAAAGAUUGCCAUGCUGACGGCAGAGUUUGACUCUCACCGGGCCGACUUUCGCAGCACCAUUGAUACGCUGGAGCUUGCCAGCACCGAGACGGAGCGCGUGUAUGAGAAGCGUAUGGAAGAACUCAUGGCCGAGAUCAGAGAACUCGAGUCGAGAAACGUUGAUGUGGAUUCUGUCGCCAAUCAACUGAAGCAAUUGGAGGAACUUGUCCAGGAACUGGAAGAGGGUCUCGAAGAUGCACGCCGGGGGGAAGCCGAAGCCAGAGGUGAGGCGGAGUUUCUGCGAGGAGAGGUUGAGCGAACCAGAUCCGAGCUGCGCCGCGAGCGUGACAAGUCGGGCUCUCCGGGAGGCCAGGGCAAUGGCGGCAGCGAGUCCUCCCUCGCCAAGGAACUGGAGCAGAAGGAGGAUGAGAUUCGUGGGCUCAAAGCUAUCAUCCAUUCUCUCAGUCGCGAUUCGGUUCCUGGCGAAGAGCAGCACACCCCUACGCUACACGAUUCUUUCAACGAACAAGCGGCUUUCACAACCAACGGAGCGAGCCGCGAUCAUUUGGAGCGUCGCGUGACGGAACUACAGGCGCUUCUCGACAAAAAGAACAGCAGACAAGAGGAGCUUGAGCAAGAAGUCGAGCACCUCCGCCGCAGCACCGGCGCAGACCAGGGCCAAAACGGGACGCAAAAUCAUAGAUCCUCUUUGAGAGAUUCUCGCGAUACCGUCAUUCCCGCACGUGCGGAGCCUCGCUCGCCUGAGACGUCAGCACACCGCCGAGGCAACACGUUGGAUACCAUGCCCGAGAGUGACACUUAUUCCUCCGAGACUAGCGCAUUAUGGUGCGAAAUCUGUGAAACGAGCGGCCAUGAUAUUCUCACAUGCACAAACAUGUUUGGACCAGAAGGCGCCAAGAGCAUCUCUAAUGCAGAUGGCAGCGCCAGCAGAGCCGGAGAUCGCGACACGCUCAAGGCACCACCGACGUCGCAGUACACCAAUGGCGCUGACGAUGCCGCCCGUCCCGCGCCCCUCACCACGGCCCGAUCAAAACAAGGGACACAAACUACGGCACCGAUCAAAAUCAUGCCGAACCCGAUGGAAUCUGGCCCCGUAGCGGGCAAGGAGAGCAGGGUGAUGGACCCCGAGAAGUGGUGUGCCGUGUGCGAACGGGACGGGCACGACAGCGUCGACUGUCCUUUUGAGGACGCAUUCUAA
Molecule: messenger RNA, 2436 nt
Organism: Cordyceps fumosorosea ARSEF 2679
Lineage: Eukaryota; Fungi; Ascomycota; Sordariomycetes; Hypocreales; Cordycipitaceae
Product: Cytoskeleton-associated protein, Gly-rich domain protein
Exons: 2
Coding region: 1-2436 (811 amino acids)
Source: RefSeq, a predicted model, not a curated record